ACGCCAUGGACUUCGAGGACGAAGGCGACUGCAUCUUCAUCAAGCGGAGCGCUCGCCAGCGCUCCGCCGGCGGCGGCGCACUCGCGCAGAUUGUGCCCGGCGACGACGACAUCACGCUCAACCUCUCCACGCUGAGCGCGCGGCCGCCGGCAAAGCCGCAAUCCGAGCUGAAGCUCUCCGCCGGAGACGCGAACAGCAAGGUGUACAAGCUGCCGGCUAUCCCGACCCGCCCCGCCAGGCCCGAGAGCUUGCCGCCGCCGCAGCCCGAGCAAGCCGAGGUGUCGACCACCGUGGCGUCCCUUCGCGCCUCGAUGGCCGGCCGGAUCCCCAUGGGCCCGCCGCAGGCCGCACCGGCACCGAAGCCCUCCUCCGAAGCGGACGCGUCGGCCUCUGAGGCGGAGCCUGCUGUCGCCGUCGCGGCAUCCUCAUCCGGCGCGCCUCCGCCGCUGGCCCGGAGCGACACUGUCCCGCUGCCCCGCGCUGUCGGGCCGGCCGCGGUGCCGGAGGAGGGCGAGGACGAGGACGAGGACGAGGACGUCGUUGUCAACGUCUCGCGCCUCCGCGCGUCGCUGGCGGGCAAGCUGCCGCUCCCCGGUGCAGUGCCAAAGAACCGGAUCGGAGGGACGGUGUGGGACGCGGUGCGCGCGGAGCCGCUGCCACUCGACGCCGACCAGCUCGCCGCGCAGCUGCGGGUGUGGCAGCAGGUCACGCUGCUCGACCCCAAGCGCGCAAACAACCUGGGCAUCAUCCUGUCGGCGGUCAAGCUCCCGUUCGACGCGAUGCGGCGCGCGGUCCUCGCCAUGGACACCGCCGCGCUGCCGCUCGACUCGGUGAACGCGCUCCUCAAGUGCGUCCCCUCGGCCGAGGAGCUCGAGCUCGUGGCGAAUGCGGGCGUCCCCACCGCCGCGCUCGGCUUCGCGGAGCGCUUCGUCGCCGAGGUUGGCACCGUCCCGCGGCUGCAGAAGCGGCUCGAGUGCCUCGCCUACCUGCUCCGCUUCGAGGGCUCGCUUCGGGCGGCGGCGUGCGACGUCGCUGCCGUCAGCGCGGCUUGCGGCACGCUGUGCAACUCCGCGGACCUGCGGCGGCUGCUCGGCGUUACCCUCUGGCUGGGCAACGCCCUCAACGGAAACUCCUUUCGCGGCUCGGCCGAGGGCUUCCGCACAGACGCCCUCCCGCGGCUGGCGGAGCUGCGCACAAACUCGACGCCGCCGUCGUCGCUGCUGGCCGUGGCGCUGCAGCACUGCGCCGCCGCCAGCGAGGAGGGGUGGGCGGCCCUCGAGCGGCUGGCGCAGCAGCUCGGCAGCGUCAAGGCGGCGGCGCGCCUCUCGAUGAUGGAGAUUCGUUAA
This is a messenger RNA of Emiliania huxleyi CCMP1516, 1346 nucleotides long. RefSeq lists its product as hypothetical. The transcript has 4 exons. NCBI's taxonomy places the organism in Eukaryota, Haptophyta, Isochrysidales, Noelaerhabdaceae. Bases 6 to 1346 code for a protein of 446 amino acids. The record is from RefSeq and is a predicted model, not a curated record.